AUGCUUUUGGCUGUAGAAGGAGGAGGAUUCUUUUCUUCUUCGGCAUCAGGGUAUACUAACGGUCUUGCCCUUUUGCUUUUUGGACGAAGAAAUGAAGAACCCAUUAAAGUCUCACCUUGGAAUCGUUACCAGUUAGUGGAGCAGGAGUUUGAACCUGAACCUCGGUCAACAGCCAGGAAAACUCAAAAUUCUCAGGGCUGUGCUUCCUUCAAUUGCUUUGGGUGUGCUCAUGUGCAACUUGAUAGGCAUUCUCCUAGUUCAGUCAGUCUUGUUAACCAGUCUGAGACUCAUCCAGAAACAGCCUCUUCUGACACGAGUAAGACUUCAACUACUGAUGCUCUUAAUAAGAGUGACAAGAAGCCUUGCCUGAAGAAUAAUUUGAAGAAACCUUCCAGAGAUUGUUCUGCAAGUUGUGAAGUAGUCAAUGCCAAUGAACUUUCAGAACAAGUGGAAAAUGAGACUUCUUGUUCCACACUAGGGAGAAAAGUUCAGUGGACAGAUAAAUGUGGCAAAGAGCUUGCCGAGAUCAGAGAAUUUGAACUCAGGUAUAUCUUGCCUUAA
This is a messenger RNA of Zingiber officinale, 561 nucleotides long. RefSeq lists its product as uncharacterized. The coding region runs from base 1 to 561 and encodes 186 amino acids. The transcript has a single exon. Lineage: Eukaryota; Viridiplantae; Streptophyta; Magnoliopsida; Zingiberales; Zingiberaceae. The record is from RefSeq and is a predicted model, not a curated record.